Messenger RNA from Aphis gossypii (cotton aphid), 2796 nucleotides. RefSeq names its product 52 kDa repressor of the inhibitor of the protein kinase-like. Gene Ontology annotation, molecular function: protein dimerization activity. The coding region runs from base 1 to 2796 and encodes 931 amino acids. The record is from RefSeq and is a predicted model, not a curated record. The transcript has 4 exons. NCBI's taxonomy places the organism in Eukaryota, Metazoa, Arthropoda, Insecta, Hemiptera, Aphididae.
AUGAAAACAUUAUUGAAAUCUUCACUCGCCUCAACAUCUUCGCAAGCUAUUAAAAAACGAAAACUUAACGACAACGUUGUUCAAAAUAAUGAAAUUUCCUUACCGACGAAAUCAAAAAUUCCGGCUUCUGAUUUAUUGGAUAAUACAAAAAAUUUAGUUUCUACUUUUGAAGCACGAAAAGAUAUUUCUUACUACAUAGGAAAACAGUGGUCAGCUGAAGAAAAAAUAGAUAUUUUAAAAAAUAUAUGGGGACCUGAUCCAAAUUAUAAAUUUCCUCAAAGUGGCAAUAGGAACUUAAGAUUUCAAAUAAAUUGGACGUAUGAGUUCUGUUGGCUUCGUUACUCAAAAAUACAAGAUGGGGCUUUUUGUUUGACCUGUAUUUUGUUCCCACCAUCAGAUGGAUUAGGAAAGGGUGGUCAUCAAAAUCCUGGGAAAUUAGUUAUUGAAAAAUAUAAUAAUUGGAAAAAAGCCAAAGAUUUAUUUAAAAAAGUUGAACCAAUUGACAGACAGAUAAAUGAAGCAUUAAAAAAAGAAAUUAAUGAUAACAGAGAUCGUCUCCGUCCAAUUAUAAAAACCAUUUUAUUUUGCGGAAAUCAAGGAAUUUCGUUAAGAGGGCAUAGAGAUUCGGGAAUUAUUGAUCUAAAUGAACAUGCUAGUACAGAAAAUCAGGGAAAUUUCAGAGAGCUAAUUAAAUUUCGAAUCGAUUCUGGUGACAAUGUGCUUAAAAAUUAUUUAGAAACUGCCAAUAAAAAUGCCACCUAUUUAAGUCCAUUGAUCCAAAACGAAAUAAUAUCAGUCUGCAAUAAAUUAAUUCUAGAACAUUUGGUAGCUAAUGUUAAUAAAUCUAAAUCGUUCACCAUUUUGGCUGAUGAAACGACAGAUGUUUCUAACAAAGAACAAAUUACAUUAUGUGUUCGUUAUGUCGACUUAGACGCAAAUAAAAUUAGAGAAGACUUCUUACAAUUUAUCGAAAUUCAAAAUAUGUCAGGAAAAGGAUUAUCUGAUGUUAUAUUGAAAAGUAUGACUGACUUCGGACUAAAUACUAAAUAUUUAACUGGGCAAGGGUACGACGGAGCUGCAGCAAUGAGUGGCAGAUAUAAUGGCGUACAAAAAUUUAUUCGGGAUGAACAUCCUAGUGCCUUUUAUUUACAUUGCAGUGCUCAUUGUUUAAAUUUAGCUAUAACUUUUAGCUAUAAAGUCCCAGAGAUAAGAAAUUGUAUGGGUACUACACAAAGUGUAAGUACUUUUUUUGGUUAUCCAAAAAGGCAAAGUAUUUUGCAAUUAUCAAUAGUAGAGAUAUUUCCACAGACUAAUCGUUUUAAACUAAAAAAUCUAUGUGCAACUCGAUGGGUUGAUCGCCAUGAUGCAGUUAUAUUAUUUGAAGAACUUCAACCAGCCAUUUUACAUGCAUUAGAUAGAAUUACACUUUGGCCAGAUUCUGACACUUCUAGUUCUGCAAGUCAUCUACUUACUGGUCUUACUGCGAUACGACAGUUAAAAUUUCAAACUGCUUUAGCUAUUUUAGUAAAAAUACUUUCCAUAAGCUUCCCUCUCAGCCGCUAUCUUCAAACAGUAAAUCUAGAUCUAAAAACUGCACUAGAAGCUGCAUAUAAUAUUCAAAAUAAUAUUCAGGAAAUUAGAGAAAAUUGUGAUGUACAGUUUCAACAAUUAUUUUUAUCUGUGAUAACAUUGUGUGAAAAAUUUGAUAUUACUGUUAGUUUGCCACGUCAAUGUAAAUCAGAUAAUCCAGAAUAUUUUUUGAGAGUCUCAUUAUUCAUACCUUUUAUAGAUAAUUUUCUAGACCAAUUGAACGAUAGAUUUAUAUCACACAGGAUUGUCUUGAAUAAUUUUGAUUGUAUUUUACCCAAGAUAGAAAUGAAAAUAUCUGAAGAGAUUAAAGGUAAAUUCAAACAGUUAGUAGAAACAUAUCAAGAUAUAGUUGAUGAAUGUAUCGAUUCAAAUUUAAAUGAUAAUUUAUUAAACGGAGAAUUAGAUUUGUGGUACACUAAAUAUUCAACUUUAACAUCUACUGAACUCAAGAACAAAAAUGUUAUUGAAGUAUACUUCCAAACCUGUCCAAAUGUUUAUCCAAUAAUAUCUAAGCUUCUUCAAAUAUUCAUUACACUUCCAGUAUCUACUGCCACGGGAGAACGAUCGUUUUCAACACUCCGUCGUUUAAAAACUUAUUUAAGAAAUUCUUCUGGACAAAUUCGUUUAAAUGGUUUAGCCUUACUUAAUAUUCAUCGCGAUAUUAACGUGGAUAUUAAUGAUGUUCUAGAUGAACUUGCUAAAAAAUCGAAACGAAAAUUGAAUAUAAAUGAAAAUAUAUUAGAAGUUGAUCACAAUUACAAGACUAUUGUUAAUCAUAUUCCAGAAAUAGUUGAUAUCGCUGGUGAUCCUUUAGAUCCAAUUAACAGAAUGCCAGAAAAUAGAUAUGAAAGGUAUGACAGAAUAAAAAAAGGUCCUUUUCAACCAGUUAUUACAUUUCCAAGGAGACAGAUUGGGGUUUCAAAUAGAAGUUUUCAUGCUCUUUGGUAUAAAGAUUUUAAUUGGCUAGAGUAUAGUUCAGCUUUGGAUGCUGCUUUUUGUUUUGCUUGUCACUAUUUUAGCAUGGACAUAACAUCACAUAGAGAUCAUUCCGAUCCUGCCUUUAUUAGUACUGGAUUCAGAGGAUGGAACAUAGCUACAAAAAAAUUCAAAUUACAUCAAAUGUCAUCUAUUCAUAUAAGUAGUGUUCAAACAUUAUCAUCAUAUUUAAAAGAAAUUCCCAUUGAUGUACAACUAGAAAAGAAUUAA